AUUCUCGAGUUGAAUAGAAAAAUUAUUCGAUCGAUUUUUAGAUCAGUGGAGAAUUUAAUAAAUAAAUCUGUGCGGAUUUAAACACGAAAUAAAUUAUUUUCAUAUUUAAUUGAAUAUUCCUGUAUGUUUGUUCUCCAACGUCGUCAUCAACAUUACUGCUGUCAUUGCAAUUAAACGAAGAAAAACAACCUGUUGUGAUUGUGAAUAAUUAAUUGAACAUAUUGAAGACUUAAACAAACAUCUCCGAACGAGCAAGAGGACGAUAGAAGUAGUAGCUAAGCUACAUUGUGGCAUCGAUUAUAACGAGAAUAACAUAGGAAUUUGACAGUAUGGAUGCAAGAUUUAAAAGCAAUCUCGCCAUGAUUGGCCGCAAUGAGCCAAUUACGCGAAAAGCUAGAUUCUGGCAAAGUUACGUUCGUGCUUUGAAGGGUACUGAUGACAUGCGCGCUCCUGAGCAUACCCGCAGGCCCAGAAGUAUAUUCAGCACCUUCCCGGAUCUCCAUUCCUCUUCGUGGCCUUACGGAAAAUCCAUUUUUGACAACCCUGUCCAUGCUUCCGAUCGCAUCAAUGUUCCUGGUUACAGGUAUUUACCCGUCCAUCGGGAAAUCUAUGGCUACUCACCAAGACAAUUGUACCCUCAUCAGUACAAACCCGUCGAGCGCUUCGUCUCCGCGAAACCAUUCGACGCUGACAAAGCCUGGAAUGAUCAUUUGGACCGAUUGGCUGACAUCGAUAGAUUGUAUCCAUCAUCAUCGCCCCUUUUAUCUCGUCACAAGUCACCCGCACUUUCUACAAAACCGCUGUUUGAUAUACACGGAAAGCUGUUGGACGACCCACUCACCACGUACCCUUCAAUGCUAGGAAGGAAAGCUUUCUAUGAUCUUCUGGAACCUUCACCGUCCAAGCCUAUCAGCGCCUUCACCAGAGAUCCGUGGUGGUAUCCGUGCUAUGCACCGUAUAUUCCUAACUACGCUCAAUGGAGCAUCCCCUUCUAUCUGAGAGACAGCUACCUCAGUCCUGUAAAACGUAAUUACUUGUGGAGCCGACACCCCCUCAGGCCCUUUGUAUCAAUUGACUAUUUGUGGCACUUUGUUACUAUUUUUAUCAGCCUCUGUGUCUCUAACAUACGUUAUGACAUCAAUUUACCGAUAAUGUGACACGCUUACGCCCAUUAGAUGAAUAACACGCAUCCCCUUUUCAUGGAAGUAAGACGUCAAAAAAAUAAUAAUAAUAAACAAAA
Molecule: messenger RNA, 1240 nt
Organism: Chelonus insularis
Lineage: Eukaryota; Metazoa; Arthropoda; Insecta; Hymenoptera; Braconidae
Gene: Mf
Product: myofilin
Exons: 8
Coding region: 330-1157 (275 amino acids)
Source: RefSeq, a predicted model, not a curated record